AUGUCUCAAGAAUACGAAAAACGCCGCCUAGUAGGCGUCCACGCCGAACACGUCUCAAACAUCUCAAGCACAGACUAUCCAGGCGUCUACCCCGGCCUCGACGACUCCUGGAGCCUCUCCAAAUUCAAAAAAGUGCGUCUUCACAACGUCCCGCAACCACCGAAUUCCCCAACUGCCCCAACUGGCUUUUGGGGUUUUGGUGGUUGUAGUCCUAAGGAAGAACAACGCCAACGUAUUCCUUCAAGGCAGAAUCUUAAAGUACAAAUCACCCGCCUCUCGCAACACACGAUAGAGUUCGAUUUAGUAGGCGUAGACGCAUCCAUCGCGAACGCCUUUCGUCGUAUCAUGAUCGCAGAGGUCCCAACAAUCGCAAUCGAGCACGUCUACGUAUGGGACAACACCUCCGUCAUAGUCGACGAAGUCCUCGCCCACCGCAUAGGCCUCGUACCCCUAAACGUAAACCCCUCAAUCAUGGACUCCCGCUCCCCACAAAACGACCCAACAGACCGCGACACCCUCAUCUUCAAACUAGACGUCACCUGCACCCGCAACCCAAACGCUCCAAAAGGCUCAACCAACCCAGACGAACUCUAUAUCAACCAUGAAGUCUUAUCGAGGGAUUUGGUGUGGAGUCCGGUCGGACAGCAGGCGGAGGUGUUUGAAGGGUGUCCGCCGGCGCCUAUCAACCCUAAUAUUGUGUUGACAAAGUUGAGGCCGGGUCAGGCCGUUAAUAUGGAGUUGCACGCUGUGAAGGGGGUGGGUAAGGAUCACGCAAAGUUUACUCCCGUCGCAACCGCCUCCUACCGCCUCCUCCCACACAUCAAAAUCAAAAAACCCAUCCCACCAGAACACGCCGAAAAAUUCGCUAAAUGCUUCUCCCCAGGCGUAAUCAAAGUCGACCCACAAACUAAACAAGUCAGCGUCGACGAACACAACGUCCGAAAAGACACUGUCACCCGCGAAGUCUUCCGACACCCCGAAUUCGCAGAUUCAGUGGAACUCUCUCGAGUUCGCGAUUACUUCCUCUGUGCGUUCGCCUUUUUUUGUUCUUGUUCCUUGGGCGAGAAAGCUAAUUACGUUAUUGAACAGUCAAUGUCGAGUCUGAAGGCCCUUAUGCCCCUGAACGACUGUUACCUGAAGCUAUCAAGGUGA
Molecule: messenger RNA, 1152 nt
Organism: Coprinopsis cinerea okayama7#130
Lineage: Eukaryota; Fungi; Basidiomycota; Agaricomycetes; Agaricales; Psathyrellaceae
Product: RNA polymerase subunit
Exons: 3
Coding region: 1-1152 (383 amino acids)
Biological process (GO): DNA-templated transcription
Cellular component (GO): RNA polymerase I complex; RNA polymerase III complex
Molecular function (GO): protein dimerization activity; DNA binding
Source: RefSeq, a predicted model, not a curated record